Coprinopsis cinerea okayama7#130 is the source of this 3050-nucleotide messenger RNA. RefSeq names its product nucleoporin nup189. The coding region runs from base 1 to 2958 and encodes 985 amino acids. NCBI's taxonomy places the organism in Eukaryota, Fungi, Basidiomycota, Agaricomycetes, Agaricales, Psathyrellaceae. The transcript has 8 exons. The record is from RefSeq and is a predicted model, not a curated record.
AUGGCCCGGUUCCGUGCAUACGCCAGCGACAGCAGCAGUAGCGACGACGACGAGCCGGAGGUCAAGUCGACUACCUCCCAAAAACCGCCAUCCAAACACUACGAAGAAGAGUCGGAAUCUGAACCUGAAGAAAGCGAACAAGACGAGGACGACGAAGACGACGAUGAAGAGGAGUCGGACGAAUCUUCGGAGGAGAGCGAGUCGUCUUCAGGCCUAUCGGAUGACGAGAUUAUCUAUGGACGGUCUCGAAGGCGACCGCGAACGGCCUUGGUGGAGGACGAGAAUGGGGACAUUCAACUGACAGGAAGCGAGGACGUGGAUAUUCGCGUUUCGUCUGCAUCGUCGUCGCGCUCUUCGGCAACGCCAGAACCUAGGGGCAUCAAUGGAGAUCCCAACAUUAUUCCUUGGGCACGACAAAUUGGCGUCGACGCACAGAAAAUGCAUGUCAUGCAGACGUCGCUAUUCCGCAUGCCUGAAGAGGCAGCCGCGCUCAAAGCCUUAAGUCAGCCUCAGACUCGACCUAAAACCCUCAACUUGCAGCCUUCAACGCUAUCGUUGAACCGGAAACAUAGUCGAGACUCUGAAGGGGAUGGACUCAGGCAUGAUUCUCGGGAGCGCGCCUCUUUUGCACAUGAUCUCGACCAGAGCAUGUUCAGGCCGUCUCGCAAGUAUACGAGGGUGGAAAUAGCGUCGUCUAUUGCAAAGGGCAAGGAAGGAGAUUACGCCGACGCUGGUCUUGCUUUUGGUCGUUCGUUCCGUGCAGGUUGGGGACCGGGCGGCACCGUUGUACAUGUUGGGGCCAUUUCUGGAUUGUCAGGAUCAUCACCACCAGACAGCCCUUCAACUCUCACAUUCACCCGAACACCCUUCCCGCCCGUGAAAACUCAAUCCCCAGAAACCUCGCCACCCGCAAUCGCUUUGAAGCUCCUGCAACAUCAUCUCUCUGCGACCCCGAUUGAAACCGACGAAUUCAAGAUUCCCGCUGCGAGACCUAAACAACACGACCCUCGUCUCCAGUUUGCGUCCUUCGCCGCCCUAUUCCCCACGACAGACGCCCUCGAUCCCGCGCCUCUAUUCCGCCUUGGAAGUGCACUGUUCGACCCGAUAGACCUCAAACUCAAUUCGAAAGGGAAAAAUGGCAGUACUCUACCGGGCGCGACUCUCAUCACACCUGACGUUCGCAAUCGAAUCAUAUUACUCAGAAGACGAACGGCACUCAGCAAGUGGCUGGAGACUGUGGUCAGCCCCGCUGUUGAGGGCGAUAUCCGGACGAGAGUCAAUGGGGCUAUUACUGGUUCACCAUAUUCCCCUGCCGACACCGUUUAUACCCAACUUACCGGCCAUCAGGUCUCUCAAGCAUGUGCGACCGCGAUGGACGCUGGAUACCUCAAGUUAGCGACUCUGAUUAGUCAAGCUGGGGGAGAUGAGAUAUUCAGAGCGGACAUCCAAGAGCAGUUGGCGAUCUGGAGGGAAGAGAAGCUGGCGCCUACCAACACUCCGCCAUUGCCGGGUACACCACCAGCUCUCCUAAGCAAAGGCAUAUGGAAAGUGUAUCAGUUGCUCGGAGGUCCUCCGUUAGACAACAACGACGCGGCGCUUUCGAGCUGGGUGGAGGACGUCUGUGCGGGUUUGGACUGGAAACGAGUGCUGGGCCUGUGCAUAUGGUACGGGACAAGCAUCGACACAUCUGUCGCAGAGGUGGUACGGCUGUAUGAAGGUCUCGUACGAAGAUACAGCCAAACAAUCAUCGCCAGACCGUUACCCAAGUGGCAGCUCGAGCGUAACUCGAAUCCACCGUCAUCGACAGCACCCUCCUUUUCCGCGUUUGGGUCGCGGGCUCCACUUGCUCUUAUAGGUGCAUCACCACACACACCGGGAAACAAGCAACAAGCCGAAGACCCUCUUUACUCUCUCAUCCGAUUGCACGCGGAUCCUGCCCUUUCGUUAUCACAAAUUCUGGACCCUCGUUCAUUUGGACCGGACGAGAGAUGGGGCGGUAUUGGAAUGUGCUGGCAUCUUUACAUGAUCCUUUCCCGGGUUAUGAGGAUUCGCGACUUUACUGAUCGAACGAAUCCGACAUCUGCACGGGCGAAUGGCCGUGCUGAUAGCGCAGAUGCUGUUGAAGACAUCCCGUCCGAUGGCCACAGUCCUACAGCCGACCUUCUCACCAGCAGCUACGCCUUCCAACUCGAGAGUUGGGACAUGAUCCAAGAGGCAGCAUUUGUGCUUCUCCAUCUCGAAAACCCCCAAGGGCGAGAAAAGGCAUUGAAAGACCUAAUUGCGCGAUCGGCGCCCAAGAUGGACGACUGGACGACGCGAGGUCUCCAAGGGAGCCUGAAAAUCCCGGGGACUUGGGUCGAGGAAGCCAAGGCCAUGUAUGCGCUUGAUCAGGGUGACGUCUUCAAAGCGUACGAGCUUUACCUUAGGGCUCAGCUGUACAAUUCAGCCCAUGAAUUGGCCGUCCUGGAGUUGGCUCCUGAUGCUAUCUUGCGCCGAGACCUCGAUCUUUUGAGGAACUUGUUCGAACCUUUCGAUCUUGAGGGAAGGAGGGACAAGAUUGAUGGAUGGUUCGUCCGUGGCAAGGUCUUCCUUGACUAUGUGAAUAUCAUGACCCGAGUACCGAUCCUGCAAGACCAGGUUGAGUCGGAGCGGAAUGAGCAGGGCCUGGACACGACCAUUCCUGAUGCUGCGGUGGCGGAUGAAUUGGAUGAGCUUACGAGGAAGAUUCCAAAGCUUAUCGCGCUCCUUCCGGAUGUGCUUUAUCGCAAUAGGAAUGUGGAUGACAGGCAUGCAGCAGCGAUCGAGGAGAUGACCCAGGGCCUAUUGCACGUUAUGGGCAAAGCAAAACCGAGCAUGUUGCUUAAACAACCCAUCCUUGGCUUUAUGGACGGAGCUACGAAAAUUAGUCUCAUUCGAGGCAAAGGUUAUGCGAGGUUCUUACAGGGCGUUGCGGCAUAACAAUUGUUGUGAUGUAUUUUUCGAUUCUUCUCUUGUUUUCUAUUUUUAGAUUUGCAGUUUUCCGUCUUUGCCUAUUUACUGUUAAUCUCUCG